This is a messenger RNA of Mugil cephalus (flathead mullet), 2554 nucleotides long. RefSeq names its product telomeric repeat binding factor 2, interacting protein (gene terf2ip). The transcript has 9 exons. Gene Ontology annotation, biological process: regulation of DNA-templated transcription; telomere maintenance via telomere lengthening. Gene Ontology annotation, molecular function: telomeric repeat DNA binding. The coding region runs from base 99 to 2159 and encodes 686 amino acids. Lineage: Eukaryota; Metazoa; Chordata; Actinopteri; Mugiliformes; Mugilidae. Gene Ontology annotation, cellular component: shelterin complex. The record is from RefSeq and is a predicted model, not a curated record.
GAAAAAGACCCGGAAGUAAGUUCUGUUUUGGUUUUUGUCGGGGCGGGAAAGUUCAGCUAGGAAGUCAACACACGACAAGUACUCGGUGAUUUAUCCUAAUGAUGACAUCCAAACAGAAAGACGCGGCCCCGGCUGCAGUCUCGCCGGUUCUCUUCAUGACCGUGGAUGGUGAACCCAUGUCGUUCUUCCUGCGACCGGGUCCGGCCAAACGCAAGCUCCAGCCACUCAUCUCCGCUGGAGGAGGGAUGAUGUGCAACAUGCAGCAGCCAGGAGCGAUCCUGCUGAUCAAUCCUGAGGAAAGGAGCUCUAUUCCUGAAUCUACUGCUCAUCGGUAUGUGUCAACGCAGUAUAUAGAAGACUGCAUUGAGAAGGAAGAACAGUUGAAUAUAGAGGACUACAGGCUAAAUCCUGAAGUCCAGAAACCCUCCGCAAAACUCAACACCAGCAAAGGCAGCUCUCCUGGACUCUCAGGAGGCAGGAUUCACUACACCCCUGAAGAAGAUGAAGCCAUUUUGAAAUAUGUGAGAAAGCACAAGGCGGAGAUCGGGGGGAACCGGCUUUGGCAGGAGAUGGAGAAGCAGCGCCUGACCUGUCACAGCUGGCAGUCAAUGAAAUAUCGCUACAGAGUACGACUGGCUAAGAAACAGUCAGAGUUUGUGGAUGUGGAAACAAAGGAAGAAGACAACAAGCCAGCAGAGGAAAUGACUGAGGAGAAAGAAAAUCAAGAGACAGAUGUUCAAAAGACGUCUUGUGAAGAAGUUACACAUUCAGCAGAAACAGAAGUGGAUGCCCAGGUCUCACCUUCUGGAAGCAGAACGGACAAAUCUGAUGCACCGACGUCCACAUCUCCCGUUGCCGAAGAUCAGCAUGUGAACCGACAGGUAGAGGAAGAAGCAGCUGAAAACACACAAGUAGAAACUGUCGAAGCUGAGCCGCCUCCCUCGCUACAAAUAGAGGGGCCUCGUGCAGAACUACAGACAGAUACCCAACUCAAUACAAGUGAGACUACACAACCAGAGAGACAUGGACCACAGGAAACUUUCUCCCCACAGAAGCAAAGUUUGGAGGAGGACUCUGCACCGACUCAGUCCGAGCCUUCGCUCAAAACUCCUUCUUCUGCAAAGAAGACAAAAGAGAAGCUGAAGGCCACUCCUGAGCAAAACCUGCCGGAGCGUCGGAUGACUCGUAGGCGACUUGAGUUGGAGGCGUCAUCGACCCCUGAACCUUAUGGCAAAAAACUCAGAUCCUCAUCAACUGCUCAGUGGUCGACACCUUCUCCCCAAUCUUCGAAGAAAACCAAAUCAGCGGAGAAGUCUACUUCUAAGAGACCCAGAGUGAAGACAGUGGCAGCAGAGGAAGAGGUUCAGCGGGAGCAGAGUGGACCCACAAACGUCUGUGAAACGACGCAAGCAGAUGAACCUACUUCACCACCACAGAAGAAGAAAGAUAAGAGACCUCUAGGGAUUCUUGAACUGGCAGCGAAGGAAUUUGAACAUGGAAGUGAGUCUGAUGAAGAUGAAACUCCAGAUCUCCAAAGAGACACAGCUGAGACGGCAGCCACAUCGACAAAAGCCCACCCCCCACCUUCUGAUACGGCUGCAGAUCCUGCUCCCUCAAAGUCUAACCCUCAACCUGAACCUGAACCUGAACCCAUCGUCCAGGAGGAGGCGCCACAAGCAGCCUGUCCUCAACCUGCUGCUGCUGCUGCUGCUGCUGCUGAGCCUCCUGUCUCUGAGGCUGUCAAUGCAACCUCGAAGGCUCAUCUGUUCAUAUUUGACAGUGAAUCUCAAGAACAAGCCUCUCAGUCCAUUUUUGGUUCAGCGGCUCCGCCAGACACUCAGCCAGCAGUUCAAAAAGCCGCUGCCUUUUCUCUGACUCAGGUCCAAUUAGAGGAGGAUAAGCAGCGAAUCAGAGAGCUGAUGAAGCAGACACAACAGGACUUAGUUAGUGUGACCAAAGCUUUGCUGAAGACCAGUGGAGACUUCUCUGCUGCUCUGGACCUGCUUUUAAAUCCCACCUCCAUCUCUGGACCAUUUUGGCAUCGCCACGACGACAACCUUUUGCUCUCGGAUGAUCCCGACGUUCGCCAGGAGCUGCAGGAGAAAUAUGGUGAAGAGAACGUGGCCAAAAGAAUCAUGUUCCUCGAGGUGGAGGGAUAAAAAAAACAAAACAAGCGAUUGGUACAUAUGGAAGUAAUCUGGACAUGUUUGUCAUCUCUUAUUAACUCACUGGCAAGCUAGUUAGCGGAUAUGGAUUUUGUUGCUUGUCCCUUCACUGCUGCUCUUACUUUUAUUUCUAAAUUUCAAACAGUACAUCUGAGCAGAAUUGAAAAUUUGCAGAUAAAAUGUUAAAAGUGUUAAAUUACAUAGACAUUGUGCCGUGACCUGUAAUUUUGUUUGGCGACAGAAUCUUUUAAUGGGUUUUAAGCGCAAAAAUAUUAGUAUUUUAAAAAUAUAUAUUUUAUGUUUCUCUUCAUUGAAGUGCAUAUUAAAUAUUUUAGAAUAUUUAGUAAGCCUGUCCAUACAUUAUCAAAUAAAAUAAAUCUAAAAUUUAA